AUCAAACCAAAACCGUUAUCCGUCUCCCGCUUGGCUCUCACUCUCCCUCUGGAUAAACCCACAAAACAUUUCUUGUUUUCUUUUUUCAUUUUUCUAACUUUACAGUUGUGAAUCAGGUUUCUACAAAUUUCUCAUUCUUGGUCUAGUUUCUUUGGCCAUAAUCACUGCCAUUUAAUCUUUGAAAUUUGGAUUGCAAAUAUGAUUUCUAGGCUUGUGGGGUUUGCGUGAUUGACUGAUUUAAUGUCUAACUUGGCGUGCUUAGUGAGCUUGUUCGAGCAAGAUUGUGUCUUUACUGCUUCAUGAGGCUUAAAAUGUGGAAGGCGUUUCAUGUUCUUGAUGAGCACUUCACUUGUCUUAUGUCAAAAUCUAGUCUUGUCUAAUCAUAGUUGUGUCUCGGAUAAUUCUUUUCCCUGUGGCAAUGCUUCGAUUUCUGGGGUGCAAUUGAGUUGUGGGAGGAGAAAACAUAGUGGGCUGGUGCCGAAUGCAAAGAAAAGGCAUUCAAAGAAGAGGAGUUGGUGGCAGAGGUUCUUCUUUGAUGAGGAUGGGAAUUGGCUUGGUUUGAAGGAUGAUGCUGCAUUCGAAGUGCUAGAGGAGGAGGAGGAGGAUGAGGCAAGUGAUAUGGGUUUAUCCGCGAAUGAGAAGUUUGAGGCGUGGAGAAGGCGAGCAGAGGCUAUUGUGGAAUUGAGGGAAGCACAGAAGGAUGUGAAGAAUGAGGAGAAGAGGAGGUGGGAGGACUGGAUUGUUGAUGGAGCUUAUGGUGAUGAUGAUGUUAAUAAUGGUGGUUCGUGGGUUCAAGACUCGAAUGGGGCGGUUGGGAAACUGGGAGAUGAUGUUGGGGAUGAUUUUAGGGAGGUUUUUUCUGGUAGAGGGUUGGCUAAGUCUGUGAGGGAUUUAGUUCUAGGCAGAGAAGAUGAUGAUAUUCUGUAUGAAGAUCGAGUUUUUCGCUAUGCCUCGUUCAAUUCGGCUAAAUUUUUGGCAGUCCUGAUCAUUGUUCCAUGGGCUGUGGAUUUCUUAGUUCAUGACUACGUUCUUAUGCCUUUUCUGGACAGAUAUGUAGAGAAAGUACCACUCGCGGCACAAUUGCUUGAUGUUAGGAGGAAUCAAAAGCUUGAAAUGGUCAAGUCUCUAAAACUUGAGAAAGCACGAUAUCGGCUUGAAGUAGAGAUUGGUAAAUCUCCCCCUCUUUCUGAUAAGGACCUUUACUUGGAGUUACGACAAAAAGCGUUAGAGCUGCGAGAUGAAUGGAGAUUAGAGAACCGUAAAGCAUUUGCUAACAUUUGGUCAGAUAUGUUGUUUGGGAUCUCAGUAUUCCUUCUUCUGUACUUCAAUCAGAAUCAAGUAGCCUUGCUGAAAUUUACUGGUUAUAAGUUACUGAAUAAUAUAUCAGACACCGGAAAGGCGUUUCUUAUAAUACUUGUCACCGAUAUUUUUUUGGGAUAUCACUCUGAAUCGGGCUGGCAAACACUGUUGGAGGUCAUGGUAGAGCAUUUUGGGCUAGAGAUCGAUUCGAAUUCCAUAACAAUCUUCGUGUGCCUGAUCCCUGUUAUCCUUGACGCUUGUGUGAAGCUGUGGAUGUUCAAGUUUCUGCCAAGAUUAUCCCCAAAGGUGGCCAAUAUUUUCCAGGAGAUGAAGAGACAUUAGGAGGAUUUCGCUACAUACACACUGAUCUAGAUAGCUGGAGACAGCCAGACAGAUGACCACUAGCUGUAACGAGUUCUGGAGCCUCGGGGAUUUUCCAAAUGUCCGUUUCUGGCUUGUCGUGUAUCGCGUUUGUUGAUCUUGUGGUGCUACCUGCCAUGAGUUGUAGGACCUUGUAGCAUUGAAGAUGAUGAUGCCAGUGGAGACACAUGCUCUGUUGGUUUGAAGUCCAGAAUGCACAUUUAUUGCAUCUUAUUUGGAUCAAAGUUUUCAUGAAGAACGAAUGGAGUUUGACUGCGCCUCCUCGACUCCCUCCACCGGAGCCUCCCCGGCCCGGACUUAAAAUUAUGGUAUGUGUUUUGCUUUGGCGUUGCUUGCAUGUGAAUUAGGUCUUAUCUGUAUGUUUAGGGCCCCCCCUAUCCUGCUAGUGUGUGGGGUCUUCGGGUCUAUCUCCACCUGCCAGUGACGCUCGUCCAACCCAAUUUAAUUCAACAUUUUAAUAAAUAUUUAAUUCUAUCGUAUCCACGUACACAACCUUCAACUUGAUUUUCUACUGUCAUUUCAUAACUCGACUUAAUAAAAUAUUUUAAAUU
Messenger RNA from Salvia splendens (bonfire salvia), 2231 nucleotides. RefSeq names its product chloroplast envelope membrane protein. Gene Ontology annotation, cellular component: membrane. The coding region runs from base 328 to 1641 and encodes 437 amino acids. The transcript is spliced from 8 exons. NCBI's taxonomy places the organism in Eukaryota, Viridiplantae, Streptophyta, Magnoliopsida, Lamiales, Lamiaceae. The record is from RefSeq and is a predicted model, not a curated record.